Candidozyma pseudohaemuli is the source of this 1671-nucleotide messenger RNA. RefSeq lists its product as uncharacterized. Bases 1 to 1671 code for a protein of 556 amino acids. The record is from RefSeq and is a predicted model, not a curated record. Gene Ontology annotation, biological process: amino acid transmembrane transport. Lineage: Eukaryota; Fungi; Ascomycota; Pichiomycetes; Serinales; Metschnikowiaceae. Gene Ontology annotation, cellular component: membrane. The transcript has a single exon. Gene Ontology annotation, molecular function: amino acid transmembrane transporter activity.
AUGGAGAAAAAAGACAACCAAUCCGUGGAGGAGGCUCUGGUGGGCCUGGGCCAGGUGGACUUCCACGAAUUGCACAUUGAAAAAUUCGGACUGACCAAACGAAAACUCACCGCUCGCCAUGUGCUGCUUAUGAUUAUAGGCCAGCUGAUCGGCACGGGGCUCUUUGUGGGUGUGAAGACGCCGUUGAUGACGUCGGGAUCGUUAUCGUUGUUUCUUGGUUUUUUCGUUUGGGCGGCCUCCAUGAUAUGGCCGUUGAUGUUGGCUACUGGAGAAAUGUGCUCGUAUCUUCCGGUUAGAGGAACGUUUUUGCAUUUUGCAGCCCGCUGGCUCGAUCCGGCUUUGGGCUUUGCCGUCACCAUGAUGUACUUGUACACGACGUUGAUGUUCAUUUGCGUGGAGGCGGUGGCUUUUGCUUCUGUGGCUGGAUACUGGACCGACCUCAAUCCUGCUGUGUUUGUUACCAUUUGCCUUGUGACGAUUCUCUUUUUCAACGUUUUCGGGGUCAACUGGUACGGCGAGGUCGAGUUCUGUCUGUCGAUGUUGAAGGUGCUUCUCAUUGUAGGGCUCAUGUUCUUUGGCCUCAUCACCAUGUGUGGAGGUAAUCCUCAAGGAGACGCCUAUGGGUUUCGAAACUGGAACGAGGGUGGGCUUUUCAAGGAGUACCUUGUUCCUGGAGCCACAGGGAAGUUUCUAGGUUUCUGGAACGUCAUGAUCUUUGCUGCUUUCUCAUGUGGUGGUCCCGAUAUGCUCGGUAUGAUAUCUGGUGAAAUUUCACAGCCACGGCAGAAUAUUGCUAUGGCUGCCAAAAGGACGUAUGUUCGGAUUUUCCUUUUCUACGUUGGAGGCAUCUUUUUCAUGAACAGCAUGUGUGCUUCCAAUAACCCUGACCUCAUUGCAGCCAGUGAAUCUGGAAAAGGCGGUGCUGCUGCUUCUCCCUGGGUGAUUGGUAUAAAAUCGGUGGGAGUUCACGGUCUUGAUUCUGUUGUGAAUGCUGUGGUUAUGACGUCAGCCUGGUCUUGUGGAAACGGUUUCACAUACGGUGCAGCUAGAUCUGCCUAUUCUGCUGCUUUGGCUGGUUACAUUCCAAAAGUGUUUUCAUACUGCCUCAAAAGCGGAUGUCCUAUAAUUGCAGUGCUUUUCGCCAUGGCUAUAGGGUGUCUUUCAUAUAUGACGUCUUCACAGGCUUCGGCUACUGUGCUUGACUGGUUCAUCAACUUAGCAACGACCGGUUUGCUCUGUACAUUUGCUGUCAUGUGGAUGUGCUACUUCAAGUUUAGGAAGGCGGUCAAAAAGCAAAAGUGUGAUUUUGAAGACCCCAAGUACUACAAGGUCAGCAGUCUUUUGCACCCAUACGUGACGUACUGGGCUGCAUUCCUCAACGGCAUUGUGCUUUUCUUUAACGGAUUCUGGAUCUUUUUUCCGGGCCAGUUCAGUGUGGCCAAUUUGUUCACAUCGUAUUUUGCUCCUGUGUUCUUUGUGGUCUUGUUUGUCUUCUGGAAGGUUUGGAAAAAGACCCAUUGGCGUACUGACGAGGAAGCAGAUAUUACUUCAGGGAAGGAGGAAAUUGAUGAUGAAGAGGAAGCUGAGGCACAGGAAUUGGCUUUGAAGCCUAGACGAGAAGGCAUUUUUUGGAGGGUUUGGUAUAAGUUUGCUGAUUUCUGUUUUAGUUAG